AUGCUUCCCACAUCCACCGACAACGCAACCUCACAAGGCAUUCACGUAACGAGGUCACGACCGCCCCCGCCGACAUGGAAGAACCUCCCCAACAAGGGCCAACUGGCCAUCCUGGCCCUCUCGCGAUUCGUCGAUUUUUUCCAGAUGGCUGCCCUGCAGACGUUCAUGGUCCAUCAACUGCGAAGCUUCGAUCCUGACUUGACAGACGUCGAUAUCUCACAUCAGGCCGGUGUGCUGCAAGGUGCCUUCACCGCUGCGCAAAUCAUCACGAGUAUAUUAUGGGGACGGGCGGCGGAUCAGCCAAUGCUGGGGAGAAAGACGGUGCUGAACAUUGGACUGGUGGGGACGGGGAUUGGAUGUAUAGGAGUGGGAUUCAGCAAGAGCUAUGGACAAGCUGUGUUCUGGAGGUUGAUGAGCGGGGCGAUCAAUGGGACUGUAGGAUCGGCGAGGACAAUGGUUGCUGAGAUCACACCCAAGCCCUGGCAUCCUCGUGCGUUUCUGCUUCUGCCAGCAGCUUUCAAUGUUGCAAAUGUUGCAGGACCGAUUCUUGCGGGAUUGUUCGCCGAUCCGACCGUCAACCUGCCGAAGCUUUUUGGGCCGAACAGCACAUUUGGAGGGCCGGACGGUGUGCAGUGGAUGAGGGAGUAUCCUUAUGCGGUUGCCAAUCUCAUGAGUACGACACUGCUUUUCGCGGAGGCGAUUCUGGUGCAUUUUGGGCUGCAAGAGACGUUGAAAGGGAAGAAGCCGCUGGAUAUUUCCAAAUUUGAUCCGGUUGCGUUGGUGCGGUCAGCGUAUGAGAGUGCACAACGGAUGAGGAAUCAGGGAUACAGGAUGCUGCAGGAGACGCAGCGAGAGGGGCUGCUGUCUGGCGACACGAGAGGGUCUGUGGAGAUGGACAGACUGACGGCGAGCGGAGAAAGGGAAGCACAGAGACCGGUGCAAAGGUUGGCCUUUCGACGCAUUUGGACGCCCAACGUUCUGUGGACACUGCUCAGCAUCGCCAUCUUUGACUUCCACAUGGGUGCGUUUGCGAACUUGUGGAUCUUGUUUCUGGCGACGCCACGAGAGUUCACGGGUGGUGACAACUCAGCGCGUGAAGACACCUCUUUACAAGCGAGGAGCAUGUUCAAGUUUUCUUCAGGACUGGGAUUCCCGCCGCCUACGAUCGGAUUCGCCAUGGCCAUCAUCGGAUUCAUCGGCGUGGCGCUGCAAUUCCUGCUCUACCCCUGGGCGAACGGCCGCUUCGGCCUGAUGAGAUGUUUCCGCGGCUCGCUCUUCCUCUUCCCGGCAGCAUACUACCUAGCACCCUACCUCGCGCUCCUCCCAUCAACCUCUCCACCACCCAACCCCGCCAGCGGCGCCAUCAUCUGGAUCGGCAUCUCCUUCGUCCUCUUCCUCCAAGUCGCCGCCCGAACUUUCGCCCUCCCCGCCUCCAUCAUCCUCCUCAACAACAGCUCGCCCCACCCCAGCGUCCUCGCGACAAUCCACGGCAUCGGCAAUGCCUGCUCAGCCACCUUCCGCACUAUCGGCCCUGUGUUGGCAGGGUACUGGUUCGGAAUCUGGACCGAGCGAGGAAUCGUCGGAAUGGCGUGGUGGAUUGUAGCGACGUUGGCGUCGGUGGGUUGUGUGGCGAGUUUUAAGGUGCGGAAUGGGAGUGGGCAUGAGAUUUUCUUGCCCGGGGAGGAGGGCGAGACGAAAGAAGGGGAGGCCGGGGGUGGGAGUGGAGAUGGGAGGUGA
This is a messenger RNA of Zasmidium cellare ATCC 36951, 1737 nucleotides long. RefSeq lists its product as uncharacterized. The record is from RefSeq and is a predicted model, not a curated record. The coding region runs from base 1 to 1737 and encodes 578 amino acids. The transcript has a single exon. Gene Ontology annotation, molecular function: transmembrane transporter activity. Gene Ontology annotation, biological process: transmembrane transport. NCBI's taxonomy places the organism in Eukaryota, Fungi, Ascomycota, Dothideomycetes, Mycosphaerellales, Mycosphaerellaceae.